AUGGAGUAUAUUCAGCCCAACCACAUUUACACGCGCAUACUCGAAAACAUUCCCUGGAAGUCCGCAGAUCCAUCGGUGAAAGGGGAUCCGCGGAAAAGUGUUAAGUGGAUUGAUGGUCUUCGAGGCAUCGCAUCAUUCCUAGUCAUUCUCACUCACCUUGCCCGAGCAUGGGACUAUAACCUCUUUUCUCCCCGCGACGAUGUGGACACCCCUCCCCGAAUUCUGCAGUGGCCCGUUUUCCGUAUUCCUUGGCAGGGCCGUCUUGGUGUCACCAUCUUCGCCUUCUUGACCGGUUAUGUUUGUGCCCUUAAGCCGCUCAAGCAGUCUCGCAAUGGCGAUAUCCUUGGAUCUUUCACAUCGGUGGCGAAGAGUGCCUUCCGUCGCCCUCCUCGUCUUAUCUUCCCUGCGACUAUCGCCCUGCUCAUCUCAUGGGGCAUGGCACAAUGCGGCGCCUUCAUUGCGGCAAACCGCUCUGAUUGUUGGUGGUGCCGGUACGCUGCCCCCGAUUUGGAGCCUACCUUCUGGGCUGAGUUUGUUCGGUUGUUCAAAACUUUCCUUGAGGUUUGGACCACUGGAUACAUGGCGUACGAUGAUCACCAAUGGGCUUUGCUUCCGCUGCUCAAGGCAUCUAUGUUGAUCUACAUCCUUAUCUGUGCCACCAUGUUCGUCAAGUUCCGAUUCCGCCUGGUCAUCUACCUGGGAAUGUACCUCUACUUCCACCAGGACGCAGCCAAGAACACCGAAACUUUCCAGAUGCAAGCUAUCUAUGGCAUGUUCCUCAGCGACCUCUCGUAUGAGAAGGGUUUCAAGGCAUUCGUCGACCGUCACAGCUGGGGUCGCAAGGUUGUUUCUGGCACCCUUCUCAUCCUGGGUCUUCUCAUUUGCUCAUACCCCGGAGAGCACCCCGAAUGGUCCACAUGGUCAAACUACAUGGAGAAGGCAUCGCACUACAUCUUCCCCCCGAAAGUCAACGUUGGCAAGCGGUACUCCGCCAUCGGUGUCGACCUCAUUAUCUUCGCUAUCUACAUCUCCCCCUCCACCAAGGAGUUCCUGUCCAGCCGUCUCCUCCUCUGGUUCGGUAAGCAGAGUUUCGCCGUUUACCUCGUUCACGGUACUCUCCUCCGCACCGUUCUGUGCUGGAUGCUUUACGGAAUCACUGGCCAGCCUUGGGAUGGCGAUAUCGUCGACGACAAGGGCAACCCUAUCUACGGUGACGACGGUGAGCCUCUCCACCCGCACUGGAUCCCCAUCCGUGCCCCCUGGGUUGUGGCCAUCAGUAUCCCGACCUGGAUCUGUCUGGUCUACUUCUGCGCCACUCUGUGGACUGGAUACGUUGAUCCCUUCUGUGCGCGCAUGGCCCAGAAAUUGGAGAAGUGGACAUUCCAGGAAUCCGAUGAGGUUCCGCCUCCCCUGCCUAUGACGAGCAUCCCGAUGCAGACCGCUUAA
This is a messenger RNA of Penicillium paradoxum, 1446 nucleotides long. RefSeq names its product acyltransferase family protein. Gene Ontology annotation, biological process: polysaccharide biosynthetic process. The record is from RefSeq and is a predicted model, not a curated record. NCBI's taxonomy places the organism in Eukaryota, Fungi, Ascomycota, Eurotiomycetes, Eurotiales, Aspergillaceae. Gene Ontology annotation, molecular function: acyltransferase activity, transferring groups other than amino-acyl groups. Gene Ontology annotation, cellular component: membrane. The transcript is spliced from 3 exons. The coding region runs from base 1 to 1446 and encodes 481 amino acids.